Molecule: messenger RNA, 421 nt
Organism: Nicotiana tabacum (common tobacco)
Lineage: Eukaryota; Viridiplantae; Streptophyta; Magnoliopsida; Solanales; Solanaceae
Source: RefSeq, a predicted model, not a curated record
AAUUGGAAAGGAUCGAUGCACAAGAACAUAAAGUAUAAGCCAUUCCGCGAUACUUUAAGAGAUGUGCCAGAGGGGGUAGACAAGAGUGAUUGGGAAUGGCUGGUCAAAGAGCAUUUUUUAACUGAAAAAUUUAAGGAAACAAGUACAAGAAACUCGAUCAAUAGGUCUAAGUUGACAAUGCCUCAUCGUACGGGUAGUAAGCCUAUUCGAGAGAUCAUUUAUGAAUUGGGAGGCAAAGACGGAAACCCCCCAGAUAUGGCAACUAUCUUUUUUGAGACUCGUAAGAAGGACGACAAGCUUGUCGAACCUGAAACCAAUGAAAAAUAUAUCAAAAACUUGGAAGUCUGAAGAACUUAUUGUUGAAGAAAGUGCACAUCAAGUUGAAGAACAAGAGAAUUUUGUUAUGUUAGGGAUGAUUUGA